This is a messenger RNA of Paraglomus occultum, 183 nucleotides long. NCBI's taxonomy places the organism in Eukaryota, Fungi, Glomeromycota, Glomeromycetes, Paraglomerales, Paraglomeraceae. The record is from the annotation of a GenBank genome assembly.
AUGUCUAAUAAUCAUUUUAACUUCAUCUCUCGCGCCAAAUUUGAUGAAUUGGUGGAAAACUAUUUGAAUAGUAUAUCACCCGAUCGUCGCGCAAAAGCCAUCAUGACUCAAGAAAUUGUAAGCCAAGCGAUCGCAAUUCUUAGCGGCUCAGAUACAACUGCAAAUCCGAGAUACAAACACUGG